Molecule: messenger RNA, 3174 nt
Organism: Camelina sativa (false flax)
Lineage: Eukaryota; Viridiplantae; Streptophyta; Magnoliopsida; Brassicales; Brassicaceae
Product: putative methyltransferase PMT27
Cellular component (GO): trans-Golgi network; cytoplasm; endosome
Molecular function (GO): methyltransferase activity
Source: RefSeq, a predicted model, not a curated record
AUGAGGGAGACACAGAGACCAUAUCUAAAUUUAGAGACACGAAAUUGAAAGUCCCCAUGUCCGACUCUGUAGGAUCUUUGAUCCAGUCUUGUCUCUUCACAACCUCUCUUUCUCUUCUUUUUCUUCUAUUUUUACUUCCUUCAACUCCCAUUUUACUCCUUCAUUUUCUUUUCUUUCUUUCUUUCUUUCUCCUCAGUAUACGUAAGACAGGAAAAGAUGGCAUUUGGGAAGGGACGUGGCAACAAGCGAGCUUCGACGUCUUCCUAUGCGUCGACCAUUACAAUGAUCAUCUUUGUGGCUCUAUGUGUUAUCGGUGUGUGGAUGCUUUCUUCCAACUCUGUUAUUCCACCGCAGAUCACACAAGGUUCCACUCGAACGGUCGUCUCAGAGACGGAGAGGAGUGAUGUGUCUGCCUCUUCAAACGGUAACGAUGAACCCGAACCCACAAACAAAGAGUCUGAAGAGCAACCGGCAUUCGAAGACAAUCCGGGAAAGCUUCCAGAAGAUGCCGUUAAGUCUGAAGACGAGCAGCGGAAGUCAGCCAAAGAGAAGAGCUCAAAGGCAGGAGGAGAAGAGGGAGGAGGAAGACAAACUGAUCAAAAACAAGAAAACCAACAGAAGGAUGAAAAGGUUUCCGAGGAGAGAGAGAAAGAUAAUGGAAAAGAGAACAAGGUGGUGCAAGAGAAUGAUGAUGGUCAGGUGAAACAAGUGGUCAAGGAGUUUGAAAAGGAACAGAAGGAACAACGAGACGAGGAUGCUGGGACUCAAUCUAAAGGAACUCAAGAGCAAGAGCAAGGACAGGGGAAGGAACUGCAGGAUGUGGAACAAGGAAAGAAACAAGGGCAAGAUAUGGAGCAAGGAACCAAACAAGGGCAAGAGCAGGAUUCAAAUGCAGACGUGACAUUCACAGAUGCAACCAAACAAGAACAGCCUAUGGAAACGGGGCAGAGCGAGACAUCAGACAACAACAACUCAAAGAAUGAAGAAAAUGGACAGCAACAACAAGAGGAACAAAACUCCGGGAAUGAGGAAAACGGACAACAAAACGAGGAGAAGAACUCGGUUAGUGAAGAAAACGGGAAGGAAGAGAAGAGCAUGAAGGAUGAGAAUGGCCAGCAGGAAGAACAUAACACAGCAGAAGACGAAAGCGGAAACAAAGAAGAACAGAGAACAUCUAAAGACGACAACAUGGAGCAACAAGAAGAGCAGAAAGAUGAGAAAAGACAAGAGGGGUCAGAAGCGAGUGGGUUUGGCUCUGGAAUACCCAAAGAAUCUGCGGAAUCACAAAAGUCAUGGAAGAGUCAAGCAACAGAAUCUAAAGACGAGAAACAAAGACAGACAUCUGAAUCAAAUACUGUAGAGCGUAUAAUGGAUGGAAAUGCAUGGGUGUUGUGCAAUGCAACUGCAGGUACUGACUAUAUACCAUGCCUAGACAAUGAAGAAGCAAUAAAGAAACUACGGAGUAGAAGACAUUUUGAGCACAGAGAGAGACAUUGCCCAGAAGACCCACCAUCGUGUCUUGUCCCCCUUCCAGAAGGAUAUAAGGAGUCCAUCAAGUGGCCUGAAAGCAGGGACAAGAUAUGGUACCACAAUGUCCCACACACAAAGCUAGCAGAGGUGAAAGGACAUCAGAAUUGGGUGAAGGUUACUGGCGAGUUCUUGACGUUUCCCGGUGGUGGUACACAGUUCAUCCAUGGAGCUCUCCAUUAUAUUGAUUUUGUUCAGCAGUCUUUGAAGAACAUUGCGUGGGGAAAACGUACUCGAGUCAUAUUGGAUGUUGGAUGUGGAGUAGCGAGCUUCGGUGGUUUCCUCUUUGAAAGAGAUGUUAUAGCCAUGUCUCUAGCACCAAAAGAUGAACACGAGGCUCAGGUCCAGUUUGCUCUUGAAAGAAAGAUUCCAGCCAUUUCUGCUGUGAUGGGCUCUAAACGACUGCCAUUCCCGAGCAGAGUAUUUGAUCUUAUCCACUGUGCACGUUGCAGAGUCCCAUGGCACAAUGAGGGCGGUAUGCUUCUUCUGGAACUUAAUCGGAUGCUUAGGCCAGGAGGUUAUUUUGUGUGGUCAGCAACUCCAGUCUACCAGAAGCUUGAAGAAGAUGUUCAAAUCUGGAAAGAAAUGUCCGCGUUGACAAAAUCCUUGUGCUGGGAACUUGUGACAAUCAACAAGGAUAAGCUCAAUGGUGUUGGUGCUGCAAUCUACCAGAAACCUGCAACAAAUGAAUGCUAUGAGAAAAGAAAGCACAACAAGCCUCCGAUGUGCAAAAACAACGACGAUGCAAAUGCUGCCUGGUAUGUGCCCUUACAAGCAUGUAUGCAUAAAGUACCAACCAAUGCGGUCGAGAGAGGGAGCAAGUGGCCUGUGAACUGGCCCCGUAGGCUUCAAACACCUCCUUAUUGGUUAAACAGCUCUCAAAUGGGGAUUUAUGGGAAACCAGCUCCACGAGAUUUCACUACAGAUUAUGAACAUUGGAAACAUGUUGUAAGCAAAGUAUACAUGAAUGAAAUAGGAAUCAGCUGGUCUAAUGUGAGGAAUGUAAUGGACAUGAGAGCUGUCUACGGAGGAUUUGCAGCAGCUUUAAAGGACUUGCAAGUGUGGGUCAUGAAUGUAGUCAACAUAAAUUCACCAGAUACACUACCUAUAAUCUACGAAAGGGGUCUAUUCGGAAUAUAUCAUGACUGGUGUGAGUCUUUUAGCACAUACCCUCGAAGCUACGAUCUCUUGCAUGCAGAUCAUCUUUUCUCCAAGUUGAAAGCAAGGUGCAACCUAGUUCCAGUAAUGGCAGAAGUGGAUAGAAUAGUAAGACCAGGAGGUAAACUCAUAGUUCGUGAUGAGUCAAAUGUGAUAAGAGAAGUUGAGAAUAUGUUGAAGUCAUUGCAUUGGGAUGUUCAUCUAACUUUCUCCAAACACCAAGAAGGAAUAUUAAGUGCCCAAAAAGGAUUCUGGAGACCAAAUACUUCUCAAUGAUAAGUUCAGAAUCUGCAUUCGAAAAUAGCAGAAGCAUUAUAAUGCAUUUAUCACACCCAUAUAUAUAUAUAUCUAUAAUCCCAAAAAAGAUUCUUGCUUGUUGCAAGAAUUGGAUAAAGAAUUGUCCAGUAUAAGCAAUAGUGUUAGUAGUCUUCUUAAACUAUAGACUAAUUAGAACAACUUUUUUUUCCGGCUUCUACACAUUGUUCUUUA